AUGUCUUAUCAAAACAGAAAUCCUUAUACUUUAGAUAUAAAUUUGCCAUUUAUUAGAGUAGUAGAAAAUGAAUCUGAUUCUGCUUUUAGAAAAUUGCCAAUAUUACGGAAAGGAAAGAAUCA
Messenger RNA from Funneliformis caledonium, 122 nucleotides. Lineage: Eukaryota; Fungi; Glomeromycota; Glomeromycetes; Glomerales; Glomeraceae. The record is from the annotation of a GenBank genome assembly.